AUGAGAUCAGAAGAAGAUAAAAUUUUCAACUAUGAGUGGGUUAAGAAUCCAGAAAAUCAAUGUAAAAAUGAUGAUUAUGUAUUUGAAAGUUUAGGAGAAACAAGCAAUAAUGUAGUCACCAAUAGUUUAAUCCAAGAUGUAGAUAAUGAUGAAGGUGAUAAUGAAAGUUUUUGUGAUCUAACUCAAGAUAUAGAUAAUGAUGAAGGUGAUCAUGAAAGUUUUUGUAAUCUGACUUAA
Molecule: messenger RNA, 237 nt
Organism: Cetraspora pellucida
Lineage: Eukaryota; Fungi; Glomeromycota; Glomeromycetes; Diversisporales; Gigasporaceae
Source: the annotation of a GenBank genome assembly